AUGAAUGCUUCUGUUGGUGGUGGUUUAAAGUCUCGGUAUGAAACUGAAAAAGAACUAGCCAAGUGUGGUAGAGACACGGGCGCUGUUUAUCCGUGCAAGGAUAAAGUUACCAAUGAGUAUGUAGCAUGCAAGUCAAUUAAUAGAAUGAGUUAUACAUAUAACCCUGAUUUCAUCAAGCGUGAGAUUAUGAUUAUGAAUGAGUUAACACAUCCAAACGUUGUGAGUUUAAAAAGUGUUUAUGUCGAUGACGACCAUGUUGAUUUAAUAAUGGAGAAUUGUUCUGGUUCCGAUCUUCAUAAUCGAUUAACGGAAAUUACGAGGUUUACGGAGAGUAACGCGAAGUUUUUUUUCAAGCAGUUGAUGGGAGUAGUCGAGUCAUGUCACGAGAGAGCUCUUGAGAUGCCGGAUCAGGAUCCUGUUUACGACCAGGCAGUGGACGUGUGGAGUCCAGGUGUUGUUCUUUUUUGUCUUCUUAGUGGAAGUCCGCCGUUUUAUGGAGAGACCAAUGCGGAUAUAAUAGAGAAUAUUAAAGACGGUGGUUUCUAUUAUGAUCGUUGUCUUUGGAUCAAUAUAUCUGAGUUAGCUAAAGAUCUGGUCAGUGGAAUGUUAUGUAAAGAUCCUGCAAAGCGGCUCACUGCAACUGAGUGGGAAUAUGGGUCUCUUUAUUAUGUUUUCGUUACUGACAUAAAAAUUACGGUACUAGACAGAACCUUACGUACUGUAUGA
Molecule: messenger RNA, 726 nt
Organism: Papaver somniferum (opium poppy)
Lineage: Eukaryota; Viridiplantae; Streptophyta; Magnoliopsida; Ranunculales; Papaveraceae
Product: calcium-dependent protein kinase 29-like
Exons: 3
Coding region: 1-726 (241 amino acids)
Biological process (GO): peptidyl-serine phosphorylation; intracellular signal transduction; protein autophosphorylation
Cellular component (GO): nucleus; cytoplasm
Molecular function (GO): calcium/calmodulin-dependent protein kinase activity; ATP binding; calmodulin binding
Source: RefSeq, a predicted model, not a curated record